AUGGACCAAAUUAUUGCCAAAGCUAGUAACCAGGCUGUGUCGUUUGCUAUACGUUCAGGAAUCCUGAUAGCCUCGGGAUACGCUAUACGAACUGUGACGAAGUUUCUCGAGCAAUUGCCAGAGUCUGAAAAAAAACGAAUCGAAGUUACCAGAAACAAGAUCCAAACUAAAAUCAACAUAGUUUCGAUUUCAAUCGAUCUCAUUAAGUUGGCUGCUGCUCGAGGAAAUUCUAUACUAGAAGCUACUGUGGAAUUUAUCGACGAGUUGCAGCAGGAGUUCGAUGCCUUUGACGAAACUGUAGACAAAAUUUCAAAGCAACUUACAAACGGUAACGAAAAGGAACUGGUGAAAAAAGUAGAAGAAUAUAUGAAGGGGUUGUUGUCUCAUUUGAACGAGGCCAUACCGAUCUUGAACUUGUCGUUGAUUUCUUCUGGCGUGAAUAUGAAAGGUUCUAUCACCACGAAUUCGAUUUCGCCAGGAAGAUUGCUACAGGCAGCCAAUUACAUCAACAUAGCUACGACUGAUAACCAAUUAGAACAAGUGGGCCCUACUUUUGAUAUGGUUAUGUACUCUAUAUUCUAUAAUCCCAGCAGAAUGAAGUACAUUGAGAAAGAAUCGCUUGACGAGCUUUCGCUCAUCUCCUGGAAGGAGACAUUUGCUAGGUGUCUGGUCAAAAUCACGAAGGGCAAAGACAAUUAUGCUUAUAAUCUUGAUAUUCUUGAAGAUUUCAACGAUACGAGAUACCACGACGAAGAUGAGUCCAAGCCUCAGCUAAAGUCGUAUGAUCUGUUGACAAUUUCCCGAAUGUUCUUCAGUGCUUCAGGUAAACUUUUGAGAUUAGAAAGUCGAAAUUCACCGGUUCUCAUAAUCAAAUUGGUGGAUGAUAAAACUGGAGCAGAAGAGUGGAUAGCCUUAGGUGAACUUCAUAAAGGUGAAUUUGACGAUGACGACGACGACGAAGAUGAUGAAGAAGCAGUAGGAAAUGAGACGCUCACCAAGGAGAUAAGAAAUAGUUCCUUGUCUAUCUUGGAGUACCUUAUUCGUUUAUGUAAAAUUCAGCAGAUAGAACAGAAGUCUAUCUUGGAAGUUCCCGAUGAGCUUCUUGCCUUGUAUCUCAAAGAUGCGGUUAAUGCACCCACUAACACUAUCAUAGAGCCAAAGAGCCAUGCCUCAGAAUUACGUCAUGAUAUAAAUUCCUCCAAAACAAAUAACGUCAUCACCAUGGAUUCCAAUAUCAAUAGACUCCAAAAUUUGGACCUAGAUAAAUAG
Scheffersomyces stipitis CBS 6054 is the source of this 1269-nucleotide messenger RNA. RefSeq lists its product as uncharacterized. Gene Ontology annotation, cellular component: cytoplasm; nucleus. The transcript has a single exon. NCBI's taxonomy places the organism in Eukaryota, Fungi, Ascomycota, Pichiomycetes, Serinales, Debaryomycetaceae. The record is from RefSeq and is a predicted model, not a curated record. The coding region runs from base 1 to 1269 and encodes 422 amino acids. Gene Ontology annotation, molecular function: GTPase regulator activity.